GCUCCCACCAUGAGUGCCGAGCUCAACGUGCCUGUGGCGCCUUCUACACCCGCCUGCUCUGAGCCCGGCCAUAAGGGCAUGGAUUACCGGGACUGGGUCCGCCGCAGCUACCUAGAACUGGUCACCUCUAACCACCACUCAGUGCAGGCCCUCUCCUGGAGGAAGCUCUACCUGAGCAGGGCCAAGCUGAAGGCUUCCAGCCGGACCUCUGCACUACUCUCUGGCUUCGCCAUGGUAGCUAUGGUGGAAGUGCAGCUGGAGACACAGUACCAGUACCCGCGGCCGCUGCUCAUCGCCUUCAGCGCCUGCACCACGGUGCUGGUGGCGGUGCACCUCUUUGCCCUGCUCAUCAGCACGUGCAUCCUGCCCAACGUGGAGGCGGUGAGCAACAUCCACAACCUCAACUCCAUCAGCGAGUCCCCACACGAGCGCAUGCACCCCUACAUCGAGCUGGCCUGGGGCUUUUCCACCGUGUUGGGCAUCCUGCUCUUCCUGGCCGAGGUGGUGUUGCUCUGCUGGAUCAAGUUCCUGCCCGUGGACUCGCGACCCCAGGGCGGCGCCCCACCCGACCCUGGCAGCCACACAGGCUGGCAGGCCGCCCUAGUGUCCACCAUCAUCAUGGUGCCGGUGGGCCUCAUCUUUGUGGUCUUCACCAUCCACUUCUACCGUUCGCUGGUGCGGCACAAAACCGAACGCCACAACCGCGAGAUUGAGGAGCUGCACAAGCUCAAAGUGCAGCUGGACGGUCACGAGCGCAGCCUGCAGGUCGUGUGAGG
Molecule: messenger RNA, 776 nt
Organism: Chrysochloris asiatica (Cape golden mole)
Lineage: Eukaryota; Metazoa; Chordata; Mammalia; Afrosoricida; Chrysochloridae
Gene: ORAI2
Product: ORAI calcium release-activated calcium modulator 2
Exons: 2
Coding region: 10-774 (254 amino acids)
Biological process (GO): store-operated calcium entry
Cellular component (GO): membrane
Molecular function (GO): store-operated calcium channel activity
Source: RefSeq, a predicted model, not a curated record